Molecule: messenger RNA, 13741 nt
Organism: Symphalangus syndactylus (siamang)
Lineage: Eukaryota; Metazoa; Chordata; Mammalia; Primates; Hylobatidae
Gene: INPP4A
Product: inositol polyphosphate-4-phosphatase type I A
Cellular component (GO): cytoplasm
Molecular function (GO): phosphatidylinositol-3,4-bisphosphate 4-phosphatase activity
Source: RefSeq, a predicted model, not a curated record
GGCCUCCCAGGAGGUGCUGCUCAGUGAGUGACCUCACCUGGACCAGAUGGUGACCAUGAGCUGGUUGCUACCUCUGGAGUCUUGGUGAGUGGGUGGAUGGCACCCAGGGUCACACAGCAUUAAAAAGCGGAUCCAGACCUUAAAGUAUCUUGAUUUUCCGCUUCACCAGGUGGUUGAAUGAAAACAUGUUGGAAAGGUAAUACAUGUGAUUGGGGAAGAUAAGUUUAUUUACUGUGGUACAUUUUUAUAACUUUUAUUUGAGGGCAUUACAUAUCUCACAUAGUUACACACUAUGAAGGUGUUACCUUUGGUCUCAUUCAAAAAUUACAAAGUGAUAUAUCGAGAAGAAUCACCUCUCCCACUUUGCCUUCCAGUUCCUCUCCCCAGAGGCAAGCAGUGUGCCCAGCAUUUUUGUGAGCCCUCCGGGGGCAGUCUGCCAUAUACAGACAUGGAUGUUUCCAUACCCUCUUUCUUCUGAAGUGUGCAUUCGUUUGAGCAGCUUGUUUGAAAGCCGUAUAUGCAGGUUGUGAAGUCACUUUUGGUUUUGAUUUCAGCCUCCCAUUCUUUCCCUUUUUGCAUUUGUGGUAUCUAAUAUCACCUUGGCAGCCUCAAGAGCGGCUUGUGUGGGUGGGUUUUGGUGUCCAUGGUGCAGUGGGCGAGGGCCACCCGCAGCCUUCCCAGUGCUUGGUGAGGCCCAAGAGUGGAUUUUGUUUUUUGAAGCAGGAUUCAUACACAAAAGGACAUCUUCUGAAGUAGUUGGGGUUGGGAGCUUGCUUUUUGCUUUAUUGUGUUGUCUUCUCUAUAAUGUGGAAUAUCUUAGAGAUCCAGUUCCACCUGUGCUACGAAGAGCCCCGGGUGGGAUGAGCCCACGCUGGCUCCGCAUGGCCGCUCACCCCACAGGCAUUAUGGGGAGAGCCAGAGCAGGUGAAUGGUCUGCCCGGGGCCUCCUGCUUGGUGAGUGACAGACAAGACCCAAACUGGGCUUCUGGCCCUAGCUCUGGGCCUUUGGUGUACCCUGAUGCCCUGGGAGGCAGCAGACCCAUCUCACCUGGGUGCCAUCACCCUGACAUUUGGCAGCCUCUCUUUGCAGAUUGCCAUCAGCAUCAGCCUAAGUGAGGUGCAGGAAUUUCAUAGUUACAGAUGAUGGAUUUGGACAUGCCUCUAUGAAGAAAUGCCACAUGGUCCAAGAGCAAACAUGUCCAGGCUACUGCCACUUUAGCGGACUAGGGCUUGGUGCCAACGCUUCCCGGGUAAUCAGGCGUGGUCUGACCCAGGAUCAAGAAGCACAUCAUCACCAAUGACAUCAUGACAGCAAGAGAGCACAGCCCUCGCCAUGGUGCCAGGGCCCGUGCAAUGCAGCGGGCUUCCACCAUUGACGUGGCGGCCGACAUGCUGGGCCUCUCUCUGGCAGGAAAUAUACAAGACCCAGAUGAGCCCAUUUUAGAAUUUAGCUUAGCUUGCAGUGAGCUGCAUACUCCUUCACUAGAUCGAAAGCCAAAUAGUUUUGUUGCGGUGAGUGUCACCACCCCUCCUCAGGCAUUCUGGACGAAGCACGCACAGACGGAGAUCAUUGAGGGAACCAACAAUCCUAUAUUUCUAAGCAGUAUUGCCUUCUUUCAAGACUCUCUUAUCAAUCAGAUGACACAAGUCAAACUCUCCGUGUAUGAUGUCAAAGAUAGAUCUCAGGGAACAAUGUAUUUACUGGGCUCUGGAACGUUCAUUGUCAAAGAUCUGCUCCAGGACAGGCAUCAUAGGUUGCAUUUAACACUAAGGUCUGCAGAGAGUGACCGUGUGGGUAACAUCACCGUGAUUGGCUGGCAGAUGGAGGAGAAGUCAGACCAACGUCCCCCUGUGACCCGGUCUGUGGACACUGUCAAUGGGAGGAUGGUUCUUCCCGUCGAUGAGAGCUUGACAGAGGCAUUAGGAAUCCGAUCCAAAUACGCUUCAUUGCGAAAGGACACUUUGCUGAAAUCGGUGUUCGGUGGUGCCAUCUGCCGCAUGUACCGGUUUCCAACCACUGAUGGUAACCACUUGCGGAUCCUGGAGCAGAUGGCAGAGAGCGUGCUCUCCCUGCACGUGCCCCGGCAGUUCGUGAAGCUCCUACUAGAGGAAGAUGCAGCCAGAGUGUGUGAGCUGGAGGAGUUGGGAGAGCUGUCUCCUUGCUGGGAGAGCCUCCGGCGCCAAAUUGUCACCCAGUACCAGACCAUCAUCCUCACAUACCAGGAGAACCUGACCGACCUCCAUCAGUACAAAGGGCCCUCGUUUAAAGCAAGCAGUUUGAAAGCAGAUAAAAAGUUAGAAUUUGUUCCCACAAACUUGCACAUACAAAGGAUGAGAGUUCAAGACGAUGGAGGAUCAGAUCAGAACUACGACAUCGUCACCAUCGGGGCACCAGCAGCACACUGCCAAGGUUUUAAGUCAGGAGGUCUCCGCAAAAAGCUGCACAAAUUUGAAGAGACCAAGAAACACAGUUUUGAGGAGUGUUGUACAUCAUCUGGCUGCCAGUCCAUAAUCUACAUACCACAGGACGUCGUCAGAGCCAAGGAGAUCAUCGCCCAGAUCAACACCCUGAAAACCCAAGUUAGUUACUACGCAGAGCGGCUGUCAAGGGCAGCCAAGGACAGGUCUGCCACUGGCCUUGAGAGGACACUCGCCAUCUUGGCAGACAAGACACGGCAGCUGGUCACAGUCUGCGACUGCAAGCUCCUGGCCAACUCCAUCCAUGGGCUGAACGCUGCACGGCCUGACUACAUUGCCUCCAAGGCCUCUCCCACUUCGACUGAGGAGGAGCAGGUGAUGCUUAGAAAUGACCAGGAUACCCUCAUGGCCCGGUGGACAGGGAGAAACAGCCGAUCUUCCCUGCAGGUGGACUGGCACGAGGAGGAGUGGGAGAAAGUGUGGCUGAACGUGGACAAGAGCCUAGAGUGCAUCAUUCAGCGUGUGGACAAGCUGCUGCAGAAGGAGCGGCUGCAUGGCGAGGGAUGUGAGGACGUCUUCCCCUGUGCAGGCAGCUGCACCAGCAAGAAAGGUAACCCGGACAGCCACGCCUACUGGAUCAGACCAGAAGACCCCUUCUGUGAUGUCACCUCCUCACCAUGCCCCUCCACCAUGCCCUCCGCUGCAUGCCAUCCUCAUCUGACCACACAUUGCAGUCCCCCUCCUGAAGAGUCCAGCCCAGGUGAAUGGAGUGAGGCCCUUUACCCGCUGCUGACCACUCUCACUGACUGCGUGGCCAUGAUGAGCGACAAGGCCAAGAAGGCCAUGGUAUUCCUGCUUAUGCAGGACAGUGCGCCCACCAUAGCCACCUACCUGAGCCUGCAAUACCGCCGUGACGUGGUCUUCUGCCAGACGGCACCUCACCCUGAACCGCUUCACACCAUGCUCCCACAGCUGACUGCCCUCAUCUGCGGCUUCAUCAUUAAGCUGAGGAACUGCCUGCAUGACGAUGGUUUCCUGCGCCAGCUCUACACCAUCGGGCUGCUGGCCCAGUUUGAGAGCCUGCUGAGCACCUACGGGGAGGAGCUGGCAAUGCUGGAGGACAUGAGCCUUGGGAUCAUGGACUUGAGGAACGUGACCUUCAAAGUCACUCAGGCCACUUCCAGCGCCUCCGCAGACAUGCUGCCCGUCAUCACAGGAAAUCGCGACGGGUUUAACGUGCGGGUCCCUCUGCCAGGCCCACUGUUUGACGCCCUGCCCCGGGAGAUCCAGAGUGGCAUGCUGCUGCGAGUGCAGCCUGUCCUCUUCAACGUGGGCAUCAAUGAGCAGCAGACACUGGCCGAGAGGUUUGGCGAUACAUCUUUACAAGAAGUCAUCAACGUGGAGAGUUUGGUGCGGUUAAAUUCCUACUUUGAGCAGUUUAAGGAAGUUUUGCCUGAGGAUUGUCUGCCUCGGUCUCGCAGUCAGACGUGCCUGCCAGAGCUGCUGCGGUUUCUGGGUCAGAACGUGCAUGCCCGGAAGAAUAAGAACGUCGACAUUCUCUGGCAAGCUGCUGAGAUCUGCCGUCGCCUUAAUGGGGUCCGGUUCACCAGCUGCAAGAGCGCUAAGGACCGUACAGCCAUGUCGGUGACGCUGGAGCAGUGCCUGAUCCUGCAGCACGAGCAUGGCAUGGCCCCACAGGUCUUCACCCAGGCCCUGGAGUGCAUGCGCAGCAUUGGAACACGGGAGGUAGUCACCCAGAAGAACUUGAGCGGCCUGGUGCCCAUCCGAGACUUAAGGCUAGACCCCAGCCUCCUCUGUUCCAUCCCUUUAUUAGCUCUGAGCCCCAAUUUACUGAUUGUGUGGCUCUUUCUGAGCAUAGCAUACCUGGUGACCAAAUUGCGUUGCAAAUGAAUAUCAUUAUGAAAAAUUAAUAAGUCACAAGAAAAACAAAAGUGCCAGAACAUGUCCAGCCACCGUGUACCUAACUGGACAGAAGGAAUGUGUCAAAGCGUGGUCUGCCAAGAAAUAUUUCAUGCCUUACAUUUUGACGUUUUGUUCUUCUGAACUGUAAAUAUCUGCCAAAUUAUUUCACCAAGAAGACUUGUUUGUUUAGCUCCUGUAGCAUCUUCAGUGCUUGUAACAUGUUCUUACGGUGCCCUGUCACUGCAUCGUUUAGCUGGCCCGGAAUUCCUUGUACCACGUCUCUACCUUCUGAUGUACAACUAUCUAUCACCUGUACCUCUCAUGUGCCCGGUUUCCAAGAGAAACAAGUUCUGUCUAAAGAGAAUUUGUAUAUUUGAUACUAUUCUUUAAGUGUACUGCUAACCCUUCCUUUCCUUUCGACGACAAACGAAAAGAAAAAAACAUGCUUUAUAACUGGCUCAUCUAGAAAAACCUAUCUAACAGGACAUGUACUUUCUGCUUUCAUUUCAAAGCGUAGUCCCUGAAUUACAGUAGCAAACAGUUUGCAGAAUCCUACCAUUUCCUUGCUUAUGUUUAUUAUUUCCAAUUAAGGAUGACACAAAGCUGUGAAUACAGUAGUACACUGUAGCAAGGGCCAGACACAGAAAGAUCACCUCCUGCAUACACCAGACACAAAUCACCUACUGCAUACGCCAGACACAGAAAGAUCACCUACUGCAUACGCCAGACAGAAAGAUAACCUACUGCAUAUGCCAGACAGAAAGAUAACCUACUGCAUAUGCCAGACACAGAAAGAUCACCUACUGCAUAUUCCAGACACAGAAAGAUCACCUACUGCAUACGCCAGACACAGAAAGAUCACCUACUGCAUAAGUCAGACAGAAAGAUCACCUAGUGCAUAUGUCAGACAUAGAAAGAUCACCUACUGCAUAUGCCAGACACAGAAAGAUCACUUACUGCAUAAAUCAGACAGAAAGAUAACCUACUGCAUGCGCCAGACACAGAAAGAUCACCUACUGCAUACGCCAGACACAGAAAGAUCACCUACUGCAUAUGCCAGACACAGGAAGAUCACCUACUGCAUAUGCCAGACACAGAAAGAUCACCUACUGCAUACGCCAGACACAGAAAGAUCACCUACUGCAUACGCCAGACACAGGAAGAUCACCUACGGCAUACGCCAGACACAGAAAGAUCACCUACUGCAUAUGCCAGACACAGGAAGAUCACCUACGGCAUACGCCAGACACAGAAAGAUCACCUGCUGCAUACGCCAGACACAGAAAGAUCACCUACUGCAUACGCCAGAUACAGAAAGAUCACCUACUGCACACGCCAGACACAGAAAGAUCACCUACUGCAUAUGCCAGACACAGAAAGAUCACCUACUGCACACGCCAGACACAGAAAGAUCACCUACUGCAUAUGCCAGACACAGAAAGAUCACCUACUGCACACGCCAGACACAGAAAGAUCACCUACUGCACACGCCAGACACAGAAAGAUCACCUACUGCACACGCCAGACACAGAAAGAUCACCUACUGCACACGCCAGACACAGAAAGAUCACCUACUGCAUACACCAGACAGAAAGAUCACCUAGUGCAUAUGCCAGACACAGAACACUUACUGCAUAAAUCAGACAGAAAGAUAACCUACUGCAUACGCCAGACACAGAAAGAUCACCUACUGCAUACGCCAGACACAGAAAGAUCACCUACGGCAUUUGCCAGACACAGAAAGAUCACCUACUGCAUGUGACUUUAGAUUUACUCUUCACUAUGUAGGGAUCAUUCAGCUGGUUCAAGGAAUUAAUGCAUAUAGUCACCAAAGGCUGUUAAAGUUAUAUACUUUUAUUUAUUUUAAAACAGUAUAUUUCAUUUAAAAAAUGGUAUCUUUAAUUGCAGAUUAAAGUUCCAACAUCUUUUCUCUCUUACUAAUCAAAUAUGAUUGAUAAUGAAAAAAAAGCAAAGAAAAAAUGCCAAAUAAAAUGAUCCCUGACUUGUGGGCAGUUGCGGUGGAUGGAGCUGUGAGAGCAGCAGGGCGCUCUGGUUUCUGCUGGUGCCCCCUCGGUCCUCACGUGGCAUUCCCUGCAGCGCGAUGAAGUGUAACCUUAACACCCAUGUGGGGCAGAGGGUAAUUGUCCACCUGUAAAGGUAACCAAAUAGAUCAGGAAAAACUCCCCACACCCUGUGCAGGACAGUCAGCAGCUUCUCUGUUUUCCAGUUCAUAUUAUGUUGUGCCCCCACUUUCUAUCUCCAGCUGGUUCCCCAUACACUGUAGUUUAUGAAGAUGAUUUUUUUUAACCAGGCCAGAAAAAUGGGAAUGAAUUUAGAGAAGCUUGCUUCUCCAGAAACUUGACACCCAUGCAUGCCCAGAAACCCAGUCGACCACAAAAGGCGGUGACCUCUCUUCAUUCUCUCUCCAGGACUCCCAGACCUCACCCCGGGCUUUCUCUCACUUGGUAUCAGCUCAGAGUCUGGGUCCUAGGAAUCAUAGAAGCGGUUAGCAAUGAAUGGCAAAUGCUAGACUCAACACUUUACAUUCUAAAGUGUAAGACCAUCCUGGGCACUGCAGGCUCCCUGGGGCAGGCGUCACCCGUGUGUCACCCCUGUAAGUGAAUCCACGCUUCUCCAAGUGUAGUGUGUUCACUUGUCUCUUCUAAAAUAAAUGAGGUGGCUGUUGUGGCAUAGCUCCUGGCGGCCUUCAGUAGGGAGUCUGAAGUCACCAAACGCCAGCUCAUGGGUGGUGUAAGCUGUGGCAGCAUGACAGUAGUCCCUGGGCAGUGUCUUGUCCAGCCUGUGAUUAUUUGAAAGGCAUGUUUGCCACUUUCCCUCUUUCACAUUGAGGCGUGCACUUCAACUAAGACCAUCUUGUUUGCUUUAUUUGAAAGCGAAAGAGCAGAGUCCACGGCCUCAUUCAGUUCCCAUUACACAGCUUCCUGGUCCUGCUCCUGGUAACGUGGUUCCAAUGCCUGUAGUGGUGACUCACACGCACUCUCACCUCCACAGCAGGGCUAGUGGCUGGGCAGAGCCCAUGCACAGAGGAAGGCCCUCUGACUGCAUACAGCACCCCUCCCUCUCCCAGGGCUCAAGGAUGCUUCUGUGGCACCCUCCAGGGACGCCUACCAGAACCCUGCCUCAUAGCACAGAGAAGCUGUGGCCAGGCCGAGGAGCCCCUCCCAGGGGGCCUCAAGGACACCACGGCCUGAUCCUUGUCACCAUACCUUUCUGCCCAUGUGGGCUUGGCCCGUGGGCUGAGAGAAAUGAGACCAAAGGGAGCGAGAUAAGGUUCUUUGUUUCUCUCCUCCAGGGUCUGGGUGAAAAUCAGUAUGCCGCCUGUGUACUUGGAGAGCUACCAAAAGGACACCAUGAGAUUAGCCUGGGUGGUGGGUUGGUUUUGGCUUUUUAAACUUAAAGUAUUUGAGAAAAGAAACGCAGUUGCUCUCCCUUUAUGCUGAAUUUUCAUGUCACUAAGGCCUUUUACUCAUGAAAUCAGGCCAAAUAAGUAUUCAAAAUCUUACUUGCUUUAGUGAGAAAUAGGCAGGAUGAAACAAAGAUGGGGAGAUGAUUCAAGAAAGGGGUCAUUGACAUUUAGUGAUGGUUUUUAGUUGCUUAUACAGUAGUAGUGCUGAGGCAUUGUUGAUGUCAACCAGCUCUAGGUGUUCAGAUUAAAUCAGCUUUCUGAAGUUAGGGAAACCAUAAUCAGGAGUGGUUCUCUUUGGAUGGUCUUAUAAAAUUGUUGUAUAAGUUUUUUCAACUAGUAUGACAGUCACUAUUUACGCCUAUGGCUUGAUUCCAGCAGAGAUUUUAACACAAUGACCUGUUUUCCCUCCACAAAGUGACAGGAGUAGCAGCCACCCCAUGCUCAGCCAUAGAAUACUAAGAUACUGAUGCCUGCAGAUGAGUUCUCAAGUGGAAGACCCCACUGGAACCAGAAAACUAGAGGAUUCCCUAAAAUUAUCUGUCACUUGGGGUUGCCAUUUUAAUUUUCAUUUCAAAAAUGGAUGCCCUUGAAAAGAAAUAAUUUAUUGAUAUAAUAAAAGUAAUCAUGGAGCUUUGAAAUAAUUAAGUCCCUCUUGCUAAAAUCUAAGACCACCUCAACAUGUACCAUUGAUUCCUAAAAAGUAUGCAGCCAGUGUGAUGAGUGGAGGUGUCCUGCCUUAGGGCAGCAGCUUGGCCUUUGCAGCAGGAAACCCCAGUUAGCACAGGCUGUCCUCGCCACCUCUGCAUGCCUCGCCCCAGGCCCUCUUGCCAGCUCGUCCGCACAGGCAGGUGAUGGGAUGACAGUGUCGGCAUGUGGAUCAGCCACGUCAGCCGGAUAUUGCAAAUUCAAACAUCUGGGGGAAAGUAAAUACAAUUGGAUUUGAAAACUACGUUGAAAUGAAAGGAUAAUCUUUAUUAUAAUUUCACAUCCGAUGUGUUCAGCCAGCUAAACUAGGCGUUAACUCCUUUAACAUGUAAAUAAAAGAUAAUGUCAAAGUUCACAAAUUAUUCUGCCUCGCUCCUCAUGGCAGUUUAGCAUUUACUAGUGACAGGUGGUUUUUAAGCAGUUUGUACAUUUCUAUAAAAAUGGAGAAGCCAUAUCUGAAGUAGUUCAUUAACGUAAGAGUUUCCAAAGAUUAAAGGAGAUUAACUGUAUAUAGGAACCUAUAGCUUCUGCUUUAAGUGGAAGUACGUUUUUGAUUACUGAAUGAAUGCUGGGCAAACAUGAUUGUUACUUACUCCAGGGGGCCUCCUGUGGCCUAGGUGUUCAGCUCAGAUGACACACAUCUAGCUGAGGCCUUGAGGCUCUGUGACAAGAAAGCAUAUCCAAGUUACCAAAUUAGUUAUAACAACCAGGUGGAUACUUUUCUAAACUAUCAGAGCUUAGCUUUUGAAUAAAAAUUACUGUCUUACCAAAAGUAUUUUACAUGUUCUUGAUAAUGAGACUGUCAUUUUCACUUUAAAAGGCUUGAGCAGUUGCCACUCAUGUUUUUUUUUAAAUGCAUGACAUAAUGGUCUUCAUACAAUAUGAAUUUUUUAAAAAAUCACUGUUUCUUGUUAACUGCAAAUUUUACAUCUCAUAAGGGGAAUUUUGUACUAAAUUUGAUAACUAGUUGAUUUCAUUGCUAGUCUUAGAACAGUAUAAAACCAUCAAGUUACACUGUGCUGUGGGAAGUCAUUUAUGUUUAAAAUCACUUUUGCCGGUUAGUUUUAUGUUUAUACCUGAACAUUUCCCAGAGAACUCCCCGGAUGCGCUCACUGAGCAGGUGAGCUGCUCAUCCUCCCAUGCAGUGUUUGUUUUUGCCCCCUGGAUUGCCAUGGCAACCCUCCAUCAGAUGCAGCUGGGGAUGACGCUGGUAGUGAGUUCUCUAGGGAAGGGUACCUGUGGGCUCUCACUGGCUCAGUGGCACCUGUGCAAGAGGGAACACAUGGGAGCAGCCCACCUGUGGAAGGGUGGCUGGCUGCUACCAGAACUUGGUGAGAUCCCUCCCUCAUAACAUUCCAGCCCUGACUGCCAGGCUGCUCUGUAGACAGUGCAUGAACCCAUUGGAUUACCUGGCACCCAGAACAACUGUCCUCCAGGAGACAGCAGACCAGAACAGCCUUCCUAGCCAGCUGGCUUUGCUACAUGUUGAAUUCUGCAAGGAAAGUCAGCAUUUUGAAUUUGAUGUGAUUACAGCUCUUGCUAAUACAGAAAAGUCCAGCUCUUUGAAGCUCUGAAGUGCAACUUUAAUAGAGUAGUAAUAUUUCUUUUUCCACUUCAUUUGCUAUGUAAGGGAAUCUUUGAACCACAAGUUAUGAUAGAACCCCAGAAGACAUGAGCGACAUGAAACCAUUCACUUGGAAAAGGUUUUCUUCCACUUAGAUACAGCGCUGCUUUUAGGAACGCACAACUCACAGCCCCACGCAGCAUGUGUCCAUCUCUGUGCUUCUUAAUUGCCUUGUUCAGAAACCUGCCAUCUUACGUAUGUAUUUGUUGUAAAUGAGUCCGGCACCCAUUUAAAUUAAUCUUUUUUUUAAUGUUAUGAAAAUGAUCAGUUCAUUUCAUCUUAGUUUAAGUCUUUUCUUUUUCCUUUUUUACUGCCGUCAUUUCUUGUGCUUGUUUUUUCCCCAGUGAGGGUUGUCGAAGAGAAAAUACAAUGAAGAAUGUUGGAAGUCGCAAAUAUGCAUUUAAUUCCCUGCAGCUGAAGGCUUUCCCCAAGCAUUACAGGCCUCCCGAAGGGACUUACGGAAAAGUUGAAACGUGAACACACGGUUUCCUCUAAUUAGCUGUUACAUAAUAAAUGUGGGUACCCUCUAGUGUCAUAUAUGAAUUCUUCAAGAAGACCUGAAGGAUUGGUUUUUAUUUUUUGUGUUUUUUUUAAAAAAAAACAUUUCACUAAAGAGUCUCUGGAGCAUGUUUUUUGUUUUUUGGGUUUUUUUCCCAUUGGAAUCAAUAGGAGGUAAUGUUUGGCUCAAUAGUGUGGAUAGUAACAACUGCCCAUUUAAAUAGCCUUUGGCUGUAACUACACAGAUCUCAUCAAUAGUUACCUACAUGAAUCAAGCUAGGUUUGUCUGAAAUGCUAGAAGACUUUUUCAAAUGCCUGCUUGCUCACUUAUUUUUCUACAGAGUAACUCAAAAGUGACCAUUGAAUUACAAUCCACUUUGUAAAAAUCUGAAUGUAAAACAGUAAAUAAUAAAUUAAAUAAUUGGAUCCUAGGCAGACCAAUAAAUGUUAUUUGGGGAAAGAAGCUAGCACUAUCUCAUGCAGUGAGAAUAACGGGUUCUAGUGAAUUAUCCUAUCUACACCACCACCUGAAGAAGUUGAAAGAAAGAUUGAUAAAUCAAUGGGAGAUAAGACUUUAUUAGAAGGUAACACCUGCAAGGUACCCCACACAGUUGGGGCCACUCUUUUGUCUGUCCCUCAUGAAUUACAGAACAGGGAGUCUGCUGGAGACACAAAGCCAGCAGUAAGGUCCCUUUAGCCUGCCUCCUGUUUUCUGAAGCGCCCUGCCUAGGCUCCCCCAUGCCCAGAGGACACAUCUCCCCUUCUUCUCUAGAUGUUAAUCUAGGGCUUCAGAUGUGGCAUGUCAACACUCCCAUGGGGAAUUUAUGACCAUGGAGAUAGUAGAAACCUAAAUAUUUUAGGAAAACAAUUUUUUUUUGCAGGAUUUCCAGUUUAUCUUUGAAAAGACAAUACAAUCAUGUUUGAAUGUCUGAUAAAGUGUCUUAUUUUUAGGUUUGCAAUAAUUGUAACUUUCUUAUUCUCAUUCUUAUGUAAGAUGACUAUUGAGAAACAGUUGAAAUUAUUCUCCUCAAAUGAGAUUUUGAAAGGGAUUUAUGGGCCAUAAAACUUAGGAAUUUUGUAGAAAAUUUUGUCUGGUCAUCUUUUAUAAGAUGAUGAUGAGUCUUAUCUGCACAUAGCAGAGUUUGUUUCUUAGGAGUUUAUAUGUUUUAUUGAUUGUUUAUGAUGUUUACAUGUUCUUGAAAAGGUUGUAAAAGAAGUAUAUAUGGCACAUAUUAAUGAUGCUGAUCCUAAUGAUUUGUGAACCUCUUAGAAAUUCUUAUGUCUAAAAGCCUAGAGAUUCUUCUGGUUCCUUUAGAAAUAUGUAACAAACUUGGGCCAGGGGUGCUGAGGCAUGGGGAGGACUGCUUAUUGGCAGGAACACAGAGGGGGUGGGCAUCAGGUAGGGGUGGAACUGGAUGACCUUCCAGACCCCCUCCUACUCAAGUCAGCAUGCAAGCAGCACCUGCUGUCUCCCAAUGCCUGCAGGGAGGAAAAUGUCUGUGAAGGACACUUUAAUGAAGGAUGAAGCUCUCUGCUGCUCCCUCAAAGCUGGGUUCACUGUGGCAGGCAGGAGGCAGAGAAACUCCUGCCCGCCAAACCCACCGCACGGGUGGCUGCUGCUGGUGUCAGAUUCUCCUUUUUAAGUGUCAAUUUCUGUUCACAGUUUUCAAUAUGGCUGAUUUACCCUUUCACCUCUCCACCAUCUCAUUUAACUUGCAAAUGUUUAGUUCCGUCUUUUCUCAUUUUAACUUUAAAAAAAUCUCCUUGCUUUUUAAAAAUAAAUAUUACCCACAUAGUUUUCAGAUCUUUUUUGUCUGGAGAGCAUUAAAUAUCUGCACUCAUCAAAGGGAAUAUAGCAAACGUUGAUCAUCUGUCAGCAGUUUUGCAUGUAGCACCUUUAUAUGAAUUAUUUUCCCAAUUUUUGCUUUAUGUAAUGGGUCACCAUAAAACUGUAAGACUUGGCAAAUGCUAUAGAAAAGGUUCAGGUUUCAGUAUUCUCUCUGAAGGCAUCGUUCCUGGGCUUCCAGCGGCAUCACACACUUCCAGCGCCUGCAGGGUGAGGGAGUGUUGCACAGCCUUGGAGGCAAGCAGCUCCUCUCUUCUGUGGGAGCUUUUGAGUUUUCAGAGGCGCAGGGAAGGCAGUUUUACAGGUUACCGUAAAAUAAGAGGUUCCGUCCGGUGUUCCUUAUAAUGCCUCCCCAUUUAAAAAGAAAAGAGAUCUAUGGAAAACUGGGAAUGUAAUGUGGAUUCUGUCAGAGCUCCUACAGAGCACAGUUGCCUUUAGUUUCCUUUAAAGAUGUAAAAAUAUUGUAUAAUAGUUUUGUCCCUACACAAUUGUAUUUGCCAAGCUUAGUGCAUUAUGAUACCUUUAUUUAUUUGUUUUGGGCAGUAUUUAUAUAUAUAUAUAAACAUACAGUUACUGUUUUAUAUAUUCUUAGGUCAUUCAAAGCCAUGUAUGCUGUAAAUGUGCUAGUCUUUAGAAUGACACAUAAUAAAUAACUGACAAGAUAUUAAAUGUGGUCUUGCCUGAUUCAUCCUAUUAGGAGGACUAGUUCUAUGUCACCAGCCUGUGAACGGACCAUUGUUGUUGGGCAUUGCGUUGAGUGCUCGGGUGCUGAAUACAUAUGUUUGUAAACAUGGGACCAUGGGAGACUUCCAUUUUAGAAGCUUGUUUCUGCCUAAUUUGAAGCAGGGGGCAACGGGGUUGAAGUUAAGAGCAUGGACUUUGGGAGCAGACAGACCAGGUCCCAAUCCUGGUUCUGCCCCUCACUGGCUGGUGACUCUGAGCAAGUUGCUUGACCUCUCCAAGCCUCCGUUUCUUCAUGUGCAAAGUGUGGACAACAACAGUACCUUCCUCAUAAGGAACGUGCGAUGAGCCUCAGAAGUACGUGUUCAUAAAUGGUAGCCAUUGUUGUUACCUUCCCGUCCGUGAACAUGGAUCACAUCAUCUCUGUGGGUAGCCCAGUCCUCGCUGUAUGACUUGUCAAAAUGCAGUUCCACUUGUAUUAAUAUUGACCCUGUUCAUUGUCACCAGGACUGCAUCUUGCACCACUGUGCCGUCUUCUAGGCACACACGACCCGUUAUCUCCCUUGGAAAAACCCCUGUCACUGGAAAUGUACAAUUAAAGGAUGAUUGAAAUGUUUAA